AUGUCACCACCACUCGGUUUCCAUUCGAUUUCCUACCACCACCACCCGGUUUCUUACCAUCCCCUCCGGUUUCCAUCCGGUUUCCUUUCAUCCCCUCCGGUUUCCAUCCGGUUUCCUUUCAUCCCCUCUGGUUUCCAUUCGGUUUCCUUUCAUCCCCUCCGGUUUCCAUUCGGUUUCCUUUCAUCCCCUCCGGUUUCCAUUAGGUUUCCUGCCAUUCCCCCAGCUAUUCCCAUUCGGCAUCCUGUCUUUUUCCCAUUCGGUUUAGCUUCUUUUACUCCAGCAAUCUCCACGUUCCCACUAAAUUAUUUUCCUUUAAAGAUACCCAUUUUUAUCUUAUUUAUGAUCACUCAAUUUUCUUAUCUAUUUUCUCUUCAAUUAAACUAUCCCUUUUUUAUCUCUCUAUCUUCUGCAAUGAAAAUCAUACAUUUUUUUGCUUGUCUUUCUCUCCAGCCAAACCAUUCACUGUCAUCCCCAUCCUUUUCCACUCACCUCGUCGGAAUCAACCAAUCAGCACAUCCAAUAUACAUUACCUCGUUUUCUCUAAUAUCUCAUUACACAGCUGCCACACUUUAUAGAUUUGCUUCAAUGUGCAUUCUCCUGGAAUCUGUUGAGGAAAGCUCGACUGGUGUCAGCCUCUGA
This is a messenger RNA of Acanthosepion pharaonis, 639 nucleotides long. The record is from the annotation of a GenBank genome assembly. Lineage: Eukaryota; Metazoa; Mollusca; Cephalopoda; Sepiida; Sepiidae.